Messenger RNA from Labrus mixtus (cuckoo wrasse), 990 nucleotides. RefSeq names its product actin-binding Rho-activating protein-like. The transcript has 4 exons. Gene Ontology annotation, molecular function: actin binding. Gene Ontology annotation, biological process: positive regulation of Rho protein signal transduction. Lineage: Eukaryota; Metazoa; Chordata; Actinopteri; Labriformes; Labridae. The record is from RefSeq and is a predicted model, not a curated record. The coding region runs from base 236 to 760 and encodes 174 amino acids.
UUGUUUCGGGACAGAAAUGCACCCACACUUUAGCUGCAGUCAGCACUGCUGCUUUAUUGUUAAGUUGUAAAUUGUCAUAAUGGGUUCUAUGCACUUUGGAUGCAAUGACAUGUAAUGUCGAGGGAAGAGAGGUCCGAUUCAGUCUGUGUCAUACUGUGGGUAAAUCCUGUUAAGCAAUGCUGAACUCUAAGCCAUCCAAGGUUCAUUUGCAGAUCCAAACAACACACAAUCAGUUAUGGAGACAAACAGCCAGAGCUCUGAUGUCCUGGAAACUGAUGAUGAUGUCCCGGCUCCUGCACAAGUAAGAGAUGACACUUCAGCAUCUAUCGUCUCUGUGAAAGGCCUGAAGGAGAACUGGCAGAAGUGGUCCCAUGAGCACCAGGAGUACCAGAAGCACAACCCCUUCAGUAACAACUCCAAGCCCAGUGUGGUGGUCCCUCAAAGAGGUCAGGACGACUAUGGGAAGCCCCUGCAGGGAUCCAUGACAGAGCAGCGGGGAAAGGAUGCUCACACACGCAUUUACAGAGAAGUUCAGGAGCUGUGCGAGGUUAUAAGGAACAUCGGAGAGCACAGAGACGGAGAUCUGGAUGGGAAAGUGAUCGCUGUUGAAUUUGGGAAACUGUUUGAGCAUUAUGUGACCAUCUCUAAUAAACUGGUUGGGAUUCUUCUACGAGCAAGGAAACAAGGGUUGGUUGACUUUGAGGGGGAGAUGCUGUGGCAGGGGAAGGAUGAGCACACAGUUAUAACUCUGUUGCAGUGAUCAAGAACUUGGAAAACAGCGUCGAAGUUGCAUGCAGUACAGAGCUACCUCAAAAUAAUAAUGAGCCACAAUUUUCAGUAAUCACAGAAGUUAUCAGCAUGUUGAUAUGUGAAGAAAAACAUUUGUAAGAGAGGUUAAAGGGCAUGCAAAUAUCUUUUAAUUGUAGAUCAAGUAGAUGAGUGAGCUGCUGAAAUGAAGUCAGACUGACCCAAGGAAACAACAUGGUGCUU